CGUCUGCGGCUACUUCCGGCGGGGGCGGAGUGGCGGCCGUGACGGCGGUGGCGGAGGUUUCGGAGGCUUUACAGGUUUCGUGUCGCCGCCGCCAUGGGGAAGGCGGAUUUCCUCAGCCCCAAGGCCAUCGCCAACCGGAUUAAAUCCAAGGGACUGCAGAAGCUGCGGUGGUACUGCCAGAUGUGCCAGAAGCAGUGCCGCGAUGAGAAUGGCUUCAAAUGUCACUGCAUGUCUGAGUCCCACCAGAGGCAAUUGUUGCUGGCUUCUGAAAAUCCUCAACAAUUCAUGGAUUACUUUUCUCAGGAGUUCCGAAAUGAUUUCCUAGAACUACUCAGGAGGCGAUUUGGAACAAAGAGAGUUCACAAUAAUAUUGUGUACAAUGAAUAUAUCAGUCAUCGAGAACACAUCCACAUGAAUGCCACACAGUGGGAGACACUGACUGACUUUACGAAAUGGCUGGGGAGAGAAGGUCUUUGCAAGGUUGAUGAGACUCCGAAAGGCUGGUACAUUCAAUAUAUUGAUAGGGAUCCGGAGACUAUUCGCAGGCAGCAAGAACAAGAGAGGAAGAAGAAACAGGACCUUGAUGAUGAAGAAAAAACUGCUAAAUUCAUUGAACAACAAGUUAGAAGAGGUUUGGAGGGGAAAGAACUGGAAAAGCCAGUCUAUACCGAACUGAGCAGAGAAAAUGAAGAAGAGAAAGUUACAUUUAAUUUAAACAAAGGAGCAAGUACUUCAAUAGCAGCAUCUUCUAAAACAAGCAGUGUCCUUGGAGCAAAUGCACUGAAGAUGGUGGAAGGGGCAGUUAAAAGAAAAGAAUCAGCUCAUAGCUCUGGUCAGUCCAAAGAGAAAAAGAAGAAGUCUGCACUGGAUGAGAUUAUGGAGCUUGAAGAGGAGAAGAAAAGAACAUCUCGAAGAGACUACUGGUUGCAGCCUGAUAUCAUUGUAAAAAUUAUAACGAAGAAGCUUGGAGAGAAGUAUCACAAGAAGAAGGCAGUUGUUAAGGAAGUGAUUGACAAAUAUACAGCAGUUGUGAAGAUGAUUGAUUCUGGAGACAAACUGAAGCUGGAUCAGACACAUCUGGAAACGGUCAUACCCGCACCAGGCAAGAAAGUGAUGGUAUUAAAUGGUGGUUACAGGGGAAAUGAAGGCAUCUUGGAAUCUAUCAAUGAAAAGAAGUUUUCAGUGACAAUAAUCAUCGACUCUGGACCUUUAAAAGGACGCCGAGUUGAAGAUAUCCAGUACGAAGACAUUUCCAAACUCGCCUGAGGUGCUAAUUGUGGAUCAGAAAAGAUUGCAGGCAGACGCAAGACUCUACUGUGUCAGGGUUUUAAUUGUGUGUGCGUAUGUAUUUAUAAUGUAUAUAGCAAUUAACCACAAGCAAACUGGAUUUAUUUAAAGAUCACUAUGGAUUUAUUACAUAAAAUGUUUGUGGAGAUCUUAUCAGGGGAAAUAUUUCACCUGAUUCUAUAUCGAAGUUGUGUUAUAUUUGUUUCAUUUUCCUUUUGUAAAACAUAGCAGUCAGCUGCAAGCUGCAAGAUUUUAUUUACUGAAAUAUAUUAGCAGUUCCAUAAGAGACAGAAUUACCUACAAGUAGCUGCUUGAGGCAGGUGGUGUGUGUCAAAUCCAGGGGAGUUUAUACACCACAUUUCUCAAGUUUGCAGCUAAAAGUGAAUUCUGGCUGCAGGAACAAGGGAAGGGAUCAGGAGAGUAGCAGGAAGGUAACAGUGCUGCAAGGGAUUGUUUUCCUCGGUCGUGUCAGAAUGAUCUGGUUUGUUAUUUGCUGUCAUCUAUUUUUGCUUAGCCCAUCAGUGAUAGUAGAACGCAAGGCAUCGCUCCUCUGUUAUCUUGUUUGUCAGGGUUCCUAAUAAUAGGAAUAUGCAAUUUAUCUUCAGUGGGAGCUCAAGAUGGAUGUUACUUGAGGGGUUUCUCGGAUGCUGGCAGAAGUGUGUGCAGAUAGAAAUUGGUGAUUUCUCUCCUGGUUUUCCAGGGUAUUUUCUUUUGUUCAUGCUUCCAUUGUCACUCUGCUACAUGAGUAACAUGAGUCAUGCUAAAUGAUGUAACAUUACCGUUUUAUUUUUUUAGAAACAAGUCACAUUUUGUACAAUGUUUAAUUUCUAAGGCAGUUCAGGAAUAAACAUAAACCCUUCUCA
Messenger RNA from Columba livia (rock pigeon), 2150 nucleotides. It is a transcript of the gene KIN, whose product is annotated as Kin17 DNA and RNA binding protein. The record is from RefSeq and is a predicted model, not a curated record. Gene Ontology annotation, cellular component: nucleus. The coding region runs from base 94 to 1266 and encodes 390 amino acids. Gene Ontology annotation, biological process: DNA replication; DNA damage response. Lineage: Eukaryota; Metazoa; Chordata; Aves; Columbiformes; Columbidae. The transcript has 13 exons. Gene Ontology annotation, molecular function: double-stranded DNA binding.